AUGUCGUUGAAAAGUAUAGUCCGGGAACUUAAGGGGAUGAAAAAUGGAAUAGGUAGCAUAUCAAGGCGGGGUGGUGAGAGCAAGCAUUGGCUCUCUCGGUCGAAGUCACAUGUUGCUCCGGAUGUAACUCCGACUGAACCUAUUCAACAGGGACAGUGGGCAAGUCUACCACCUGAAUUGCUUUUGGAUAUAAUCCGGAGGGUUGAAGAGAGUGAGACAUCUUGGCCUGCGCGUGCUGUUGUUGUCUUUUGUGGUUCGGUAUGUAAAUCUUGGAGGUCCGUUAUGAAAGAGAUCAUCAAGACUCCUCAGCAAUGUGGAAGGAUUACAUUUCCUAUUUCAUUGAAGCAGCCCGGUCCCCGUGAUUAUCCAAUACAGUGCUUUAUUAGGAGGAACAGAGAAACUUCUACAUUUGUGUUGUACUUAGGUUUGGUGCCAUCGGAGCAUGAGAGUAAUAAGUUAUUACUAGCCGCUAGAAAGAUAAGAAGGGCCAUAGGUACUGGCUUUAUCAUAUCCUUGGCUGCAGACGAUUUUUCUCGAGGCAGCAACAAAUAUGUUGGUAGACUGAGGUCUAAUUUUUGGGGCACCAAAUUCAAUGUAUACGACAGUCAACCCCCACAUGAUACUGCAGUUCAACCAAAGCAUCGUCCAAGUGGGAGAUUUAAUUCUAAGCAGGUGCCAGCAAGAGUUCCAGCAUGUAGCAAUCUUGUUAGCACUGUUUCCUAUGAGCUGAAUGCUCUCUGGACUAGAGGGCCAAGAAGAGUGCACUGCACCAUGAACUCUAUACCUAUCUCAGCUAUCGAGGAAGGUGGAAAUGCCCCAACUCCAACAGCGUUACCUCAAAUAUUUGGCGAACCUUUUUCUCCCUCACCAGCACUGAAAGAAAAAAGCCCAAUGUCAGAUUUGUACUCUGGCAGCCUAUCCGAGCUACCAGAACUGACUGAAGGCUCCAUCGAGCCCUUGGUACUCAAAAACAAAUCUCCCAGAUGGCAUGAGCAGCUCCAGUGUUGGUGCCUAAACUUUAUGGGGCGUGUUACAGUAGCAUCUGUAAAGAACUUUCAACUUGUAGCUGCUGUUGAUCCGUCUCAUAAUGUUUUGCCUGCUGAGCAAGAAAGGGUAAUCUUGCAGUUUGGAAAGAUUGGAAAAGAUAUAUUCACCAUGGACUACUCUUAUCCUCUCUCUGCCUUUCAAGCCUUUGCCAUCUGCUUGACAAGCUUUGAUACUAAACCAGCCUGUGAGUGA
Molecule: messenger RNA, 1239 nt
Organism: Lathyrus sativus (Indian pea)
Lineage: Eukaryota; Viridiplantae; Streptophyta; Magnoliopsida; Fabales; Fabaceae
Source: the annotation of a GenBank genome assembly